AUGCGUAUCUCCUCGUUCGCCUACCAUUUUCUGGCCUUUGUGCCCUCCUUGAGUCUCGCCCAAGCCACUACAGCUCUCGUUGAAUACUAUCCUUUCGAGAUUGUCUGUAGUGGACAGACAGUCCUUUCCACUUCAACCACGACGCGCCUCAUUCCCGGAAACUCUACUGGUACUUUCUUUUCUCCCACGUCGUCUCCUACUUCUGGUAUAUACACUACGGACAUCGUGACUGCCAAUGUUACCACUCCCAUCUUCAAAACUGGAAUGGCAACAUGCGCUACUUGUCCCACCCCAGUCACUGAGUUUGUCCCGCCCAACUUUGCUCGUUACGGAAUCUACACUACGACUCAGACAGCCAACGUGACAACACCGGUCUUCAUUACUGGUACUCCAACCUGCGCUACUUGCUCGACUCCAGUCACCGAAUUGGUUCCCCCAAAUUCGUCUGGAACUGGUGCGAUUCCUUCAAAGUCUUCCUCAUCUACUUCCAUGUCGUCUUCUUCUAGCAUGAGUCCCAGCUCGUCGCCUACCAGAAGUUCUAUGUCGUCUUCUUCUAGCAUGAGUCCGAGCUCAUCGCCUACCAGCAGCUCCAUGUCGUCUUCUUCUAGCAUGAGUCCGAGCUCAUCGCCUACCAGCAGCUCCAUGUCGUCUUCCUCAAGCAACAGCCCCAGCUCGUCGCCUACUGCCAGCCUCACUACCAGCUCGUCUUCUUCGUCCAGCAGCUCCAGCACCUCUUCUUCAACCCCUACACCAAGCAAUGCGUGCGCCAUCAGACAGUGUGCACCAGGAGCUUUGACUGUCAAGGGGUAUUACAAUUCAUACGUCCUUGCAGAUGCAUACGCAGCCAAGGAUGGUCACUCGGGUGUCGGUCCUGACUACUAUCUUGAUCAGAAUCUCCAGCCCCUCAACACUGGUACUACCACUAAUAUGAGCGUUCCAGCCACCUAUGGCUCAGGUAACGAGACAUAUGUGGAUGGUGGUGAUGAUAACCAGAUUCCGUACUAUGCUGACACAACGGCAAUGUACGGAGGAUUUGAGUACAACCCCAACAACUUCACAUUCGUUUGGACUGGUUACUUUGUGCCGCAACAGUCUGGAAGCUAUCAGUUCUGUCUCGACUAUGCAGACAAUGAACAAGCCUUCUACAUCGGAAGUGACACCGCUUUCCCUUGUGGUGACUCCUCAAACGCAGCCACCCCCCGAAAUGCACAAGCCUAUGAGCGAUACUGGUUUGCGAGCUCUGACUAUAACCAAGCUGUUUGCAAGAACAUGACUCUGACUGCUGGGUUCUACUAUCCGAUCAGAGCCGUUUAUGGCACGAUGGACUUCCAGCAUCUUCUCAGUUCCAGCCAGUUUCGGUGGAGACUUGGCCGCGAAUCUGCAAUACUUGCCAACAUUCCAGGAAUCGUCAUGGUUCAUCUGCACACGUUGAGGAAUAAGCGAGACUUUGUCCUAUGGGACUGA
This is a messenger RNA of Aureobasidium melanogenum CBS 110374, 1464 nucleotides long. RefSeq lists its product as uncharacterized. Lineage: Eukaryota; Fungi; Ascomycota; Dothideomycetes; Dothideales; Saccotheciaceae. Bases 1 to 1464 code for a protein of 487 amino acids. The record is from RefSeq and is a predicted model, not a curated record. The transcript has 4 exons.